Messenger RNA from Zootoca vivipara (common lizard), 3797 nucleotides. NCBI's taxonomy places the organism in Eukaryota, Metazoa, Chordata, Lepidosauria, Squamata, Lacertidae. The record is from RefSeq and is a predicted model, not a curated record.
GUUUCGUUUUUUGCUUGCCUUAAUUGCAUUUUCAGUGCAUCGCUCAGGAAGGCAGAGGGAUGAUUUGUACACCCAGGAGGGAAGGCUGAAGGGGUGGCGGGUGCACAGAAGCCUUUCCCAGGCGACCCCUCCUGCUCGUUCCCAUGUUGCGAUUUAAAACGGGCAGGCCAGAGAGGGUGGCUGCAUGUGGCCAUCACGUGGGCUGGCUUUUUUGGCCUAGGCAAAGGGGUGCCAUGCUGUUGAAAUAAUGCCAUUUUGCCUUGGGCACUGGGCUUCCAAUCAGGCAAAGGGUCUAGCUAGCGCCCUGCAGAGUUAACCUGUGGAACUGCCUGCCACAGGAGGCAGCGGGAUGGCCUUAAAGCGGAUUGCACAAAUCCACAGAGGAGAAGGCUGGUUGGCCGCUGUGAGAACAGGAUGCUGGACUAGGUGGGCUGCUGGCUCUGGAAACCCGCAAGCCGGACCUGAGCCCAAGAGCCCUCUCGCCUCCUGCUGCGGUCUCCAGCAACUCGUAUUCAGAAGCAUCAUCGCUGCCUCCUACCACCUGCUGGGUGGCUGAGCCCACCCAGCUCUUCUGAUUUCCCAUAAUGCCCAGAGGGAUGGCAGGGCAUUGUGGGCAACUGGAACAGUAGCUAGCCCCCGUUGCAUGACGCUGCUUGGAGCGGCACAAAAAGAAAAACUUAUGGGGCCAGGGAGCACCAGCAGUUGUGGCCGCAGAAGCUGCCCACAGGUGCUAGGUGCCGGCGAUGGCUUUGGUACACUGCAAGGCAGCCUUUGCCCACCUGGUACCUUCCAGGUGUUGCUGGCUGGGGCUGAUGGGAGCUUGUAGUCCAACACCUCUGGAAGGCAACAGGUUGGCCAGAAGUUUCUACAUGGGGACUGCCCUUCCGAACGAUGUGUGCGUCAUUCAAUCGCAGCCGACAAGGAUGCUCAGAUCCUCCCAUAACUGGAAAACUGCUUUCUUCGUUUUGUUAGAGCGCGAUGCUGAUAAGGUUGCAGGGUCAAUCCCAGCUACGUAUUAUCGCAUUGCAGGGGGUUUGCCUAGAAUGAUCCUCAGGGUCCCUUCCAACUCUGCAGUUCUGUGAUUCCUGGCUAUUCUUCCCUCACAGGCCUGUUGUAAGGAAAGCGCAAGGUGCCAUUGUGUGGUUGCACACUUAAAAGGGCAGGAGCGAGUCCCGAGAUUAAAAGUGGUGGUGCAGUGGUUAGGAAGGGGGCGUGGUCUAGGACUGGGAAGGGCCAGGUUUAAAUUCCUGGUCAGCUACGAAGCUUACAGGGCACCCUUGGGCCACCAGUCGCUCUUAGCCUAACCUACCUCACAGGGUUGUUGUGAGGGUGGAAAGAGAUGGGGUGGCAUUGAGAAUCAUGCAUGCUUUAAGCUCAUUGGAAGAAGAGUGGGGCUUCAAAUUGUAAUAAAGGGGGAAAGAAAUAGCAUCUGAAGGUGGGGUCCAUAUCUUACUCAUCUUCAUUUGUUUCCCCCCAGAAUACAUAAUUAAUUCCUCAUUUUGCCUCUGGGAGUCAUUUUUGCUGUGCAGUGAAUAUGCACGGCAGGUUGAAGGUUAAAACGACAGAGGAGCAGGCCGAAGCCAAGCGCAUUGAGCGGGAGAAGAAGCUGCGCCAAUAUGUGACGGCCACAAAAGCCAUCUUUGAGAAGAGGAAAUUGGGGCAGCUGGACAAGGAAGCCUUGGAGCUGACCAGCCAGAUCUUGGGCGCCAACCCAGACUUUGCCACCCUCUGGAACUUCCGCCGAGAGAUCUUCCUUCACCUGCAGGAGGAGACCCCGGAGGAGAUGCAAGCCCUCUGCAAGGCAGAGCUGUCCUUCCUGGAGUCCUGCCUGCGGGUCAACCCCAAAUCCUAUGGGACGUGGCACCACCGCUGCUGGGUGAUGGAGCACACCCCGGAGCCGGAUUGGGCCCGUGAGCUGGAGCUGUGCAGCAAGUUCCUGGAGAGCGACGAACGCAACUUUCACUGCUGGGACUACCGGCGCUUCGUGGUGCGGCAGUCUCAGGUCGCCCCCCAGGACGAGUUGGCAUUCAGCGACAGCCUCAUCACCCGGAACUUCUCCAACUACUCCUCUUGGCACUAUCGCAGCCACCUCCUCCCGCAGCUUUACCCCGAUGCCCAACAGCAAGGCCGGAUCACGGAGGACAUCCUGCUGAAAGAGCUGGAGCUGGUGCAGAAUGCCUUCUUCACCGAUCCGAAUGACCAGAGCGCCUGGUUCUAUCAUCGCUGGCUCCUGGGCAGAGCUGACCCAGAACCGACAAUUCGCUGUGUCUACGUCAGCCGAGAGGACACCUCCUUAGCAGUCACCUUCUCCCACCCUGUGGCAGUGGCACCGGCGUCUCACGACCUGAUUGUGUUUGGAGACGAAUCGCCCCUUGUCGUACGCUGGCACACCCCUGAUAGAAGGAACAGGCCUGGGUUUAUGUGGCUCUGCGACUUGCCAGCUUCUGCCCUGAAUGACCACUGGCCGCAGCACACUUUCCGGGUCUUAUGGGCAGAGGGCCAGUCCCAGAAGGAGUGUGUCCUUUUUAAAGGACACAGGGAUUGCUGGAGCCAAGAUUCAGUCACUGAGGAGCAAAUUUUCAGGUGUGAGCUGUCCAUUGAGAAAUCCACAGUACUGCAGUCCGAACUUGAAUCCUGCAAGGAAUUGCAGGCCUUGGAGCCAGAGAACAAGUGGUGCCUCUUGACCAUCAUCCUCCUCAUGAGGGCCUUAGACCCCUUGGUUUAUGAGCACGAGACCCUCAGCUACUUUACGACUCUGAAGGCAGCUGACCCCACGCGCUCGGCCUACCUGGAUGACCUCCGCAGCAAAUUCCUGAUUGAAAACAGCAUCCUCAAGAUGGAAUACGCCGAGGCCCGCGUCGUGGACUUGUCCCAGAGGGGCCUCACCAUUCUGUGCCACCUGGAGCACCUACUUCUGGUCACUCACAUGAACAUCUCGGACAACCUCCUCCACUGCUUGCCGCCCACACUGGCCAUGAUGCGCUGCCUUGAGGUGCUGGAGGCCGACGGCAACCAGAUCGAGACCCUCGAAGGCCUGCCCCCGCUCCCUCUCCUGGAGGAACUCUCCCUCUGCAACAACCGCAUCCAGCAGCCUUCUGGGCUCCGCGCCCUCGCCUCCUUCCCCAAGCUCGCCCACCUCAACCUGCAAGGCAACCCUCUCUGCCAAAUCCCCAGCGUCCAGUCGGAGCUUGCCGCCUUGCUGCCCAAUGUGGGCACCAUCCUGACCUGAUGGGUUUUGCAGGAGACCCUGCUCGACACACGCACACACACCCUGUCACCCCCCACUAUUCCUCCACACACACACACACCCACUGACCCCCUUUUAAUUUAUUGGCAUGAGGAACUGAUGAAAUAAAAAAGGUGAAUUGUUGCUGUGAGUCGCUACCGAUGUCAGCAGAAUUGGGGGCGGGGGUAUCCCAGGAAUGUUCCCCGUUCCUGCAGCUGCACCCCUCUCACGCACACCACAAACGCAUAUCGAAUGCAGCUGAUAAAAUGUGUGUAGCCUCAGAAAUAAUAUCAGAAGACUGUUCUCACAACGGCCAGCCGCAAAAGCCCAACAGUUCCUGAAUGAUCUCCCAGUGAGAGUCCUUGGUAAGCCUUUUAUGGAGGACUUAACAGAUUAGACAACUGGGCCAAAGCAAACAAGAUGAAUUUUAACAAGGAGAAAUGAAAGGCACAAAUACAGGAUGGGUGACACCUGGCUUGAGAGCAGUACAUGUGAAAAGGAUCUAGGAGUCUUGGUAGACCACAAACUUGACAUGAGUCAGCAGUGUGAUGCAGCAGCUAAAAAAGCCAAU